AUGGGUUGGGCACUGUUCAAGGAGCAAGAGCUCAGGGAGCUGCGGGAUUCGUUGCACGCUCAACUGGCCUCCGUCAACACGCUUUUGACAGUUGCAAAACAGGCAAGUUUCAAAACCGAUAUUGUAUACCUCCAUCCUGUAAAAAGCAACACAAUUAGACUUGAGAACAGCUCACCUUCGACGCAACAAAAGACUUCCAUUUUGGCCUCGACCGCUACUCUUCCGAGUUCGGGAACAGCCCCCGAGGAAGAGCUCUCUGUCGAGCCCGAAACGGAUUCGGCACAAAUUGUACAGAUGCAGCAUGCGGGUGUCGAUAACGCCUCUUGGGAGAAGAAAGUAGAUCUAGCUACAAUCACAGUCAGGAUCGAGGCACGUAAUUAG
Pyricularia grisea is the source of this 381-nucleotide messenger RNA. RefSeq lists its product as uncharacterized. The transcript has 2 exons. NCBI's taxonomy places the organism in Eukaryota, Fungi, Ascomycota, Sordariomycetes, Magnaporthales, Pyriculariaceae. The record is from RefSeq and is a predicted model, not a curated record. The coding region runs from base 1 to 381 and encodes 126 amino acids.